This is a messenger RNA of Rangifer tarandus platyrhynchus (Svalbard reindeer), 585 nucleotides long. The record is from the annotation of a GenBank genome assembly. Lineage: Eukaryota; Metazoa; Chordata; Mammalia; Artiodactyla; Cervidae.
AUGCAACGGGCUGGCUGCGGUCGAGUCGCGUCUGUUCACCCAGAUGCUCACACUCUCGUCCUGGAAACCUGUGAAAACUUAGAACUGAACGCAAACAGGGGUGAGCUGGAGCCAGAUGUGGGGGCGUCCCGGGUCACUGACGGCUCCUGGGGUCCUCGGAGUCAGAGCGACUGGCGCACGUUCCUGCUUUUCACCAGGAAACUUGGAGACUGGAGCCCCGAGGAGCCUGAUGAAGCCCUUGUCCCCGAGAUGGCCUCUGUCCGAAUCUGUACCAGAAGCUGUGUCCCCAGAGUCUUCUGCUUAACCAGAGAGCAGCUUCCAGGGCUCCCGCCGGGAAGAAGCGCAGCAGUUGCCUGCUGCCCUUUCCUGGAGGUCGGGCCGGCGUUGGCCCAAGAGGCUGGCUCCCUGCUAAGCCGGACUCUCAUUGUUCCGCAGCCCACUCGUGCUCCCUGCCUUCCCCAGGUCUCACCUUGCAACCAGCUUCCCCAGUGCCAGGAAGAAAGGCCCGUCAACCCGACUUUGGAUGUGGCCUUUGCAUCUAAACUGCACCCCGUGUCAGAAGGAGAAAAACAAAAUCCCACGUAA